Messenger RNA from Tupaia belangeri chinensis (Chinese tree shrew), 1842 nucleotides. It is a transcript of the gene PDIA6, whose product is annotated as protein disulfide isomerase family A member 6. Bases 16 to 1449 code for a protein of 477 amino acids. Gene Ontology annotation, cellular component: endoplasmic reticulum lumen. The transcript has 12 exons. Gene Ontology annotation, molecular function: protein disulfide isomerase activity; protein-disulfide reductase activity. NCBI's taxonomy places the organism in Eukaryota, Metazoa, Chordata, Mammalia, Scandentia, Tupaiidae. The record is from RefSeq and is a predicted model, not a curated record. Gene Ontology annotation, biological process: response to endoplasmic reticulum stress.
AGCACCCUUGUCCCCAUGAAGGAGAUUCCUGCGGUCCCAGCUGCAGCAGAUGGUCCUGUGGGAAGGGCCUGGUCAGUUGCAGAGGGCUCUGGCUGCCUGGGUUCUGGUGGAGCGGUGUUGCUGAUGGUGUGCUUUGCUCCUGCAGGGCUGGUGAGCUGCACCUUCUUCCUAGCAGUGAAUGGUCUGUAUUCGUCCAGCGACGACGUGAUCGAGUUAACUCCGUCCAAUUUCAACCGAGAAGUCAUUCAGAGUGAUAGUUUGUGGCUUGUAGAAUUCUACGCUCCAUGGUGUGGUCACUGCCAAAGGUUAACACCAGAGUGGAAGAAAGCAGCGACUGCCUUAAAGGAUGUUGUGAAAGUCGGUGCAGUAGAUGCAGAUAAACACCAGUCCCUCGGAGGUCAGUAUGGCGUCCAGGGGUUUCCGACCAUCAAGAUUUUUGGAUCCAACAAAAACAGACCGGAAGAUUAUCAGGGUGGCAGAACCGGUGAGGCCAUUGUCGAUGCUGCCCUCAGUGCCCUGCGCCAGCUCGUGAAGGAUCGCCUGGGGGGAAGGAGCGGCGGCUACAGUUCUGGAAAACAGGGCGGGAGCGAGAGUCCGAGUAAGAAGGAUGUGAUCGAGCUGACGGACGACAGCUUCGAUAAGAACGUCCUUGACAGCGGAGAUGUUUGGAUGGUGGAGUUUUACGCUCCCUGGUGUGGACACUGCAAAAACCUGGAGCCAGAGUGGGCCUCCGCGGCCACCGAGGUGAAAGAGCAGACGAAGGGGAAAGUGAAGCUGGCUGCUGUGGACGCCACGGUCAACCAGGGGCUGGCCAGCCGAUACGGGAUCAGGGGAUUUCCCACAAUCAAGAUAUUUCAGAGAGGCGAGUCUCCCGUGGACUACGAUGGUGGACGGACGAGAUCCGACAUAGUGGCGCGGGCCCUCGAUUUGUUUUCCGACAACGCCCCCCCUCCGGAGCUGCUCGAGAUCGUCAACGAGGAUGUCGCCAAGAAGACAUGUGAGGAGCACCAGCUCUGCGUGGUGGCCGUGCUGCCCCACAUCCUCGACACGGGAGCUGCAGGCAGAAAUUCUUACUUGGAAGUUCUUCUGAAGUUGGCAGACAAAUACAAAAAGAAAAUGUGGGGGUGGCUGUGGACAGAAGCUGGAGCCCAGAGUGACCUGGAGAGCGCGCUGGGCAUCGGAGGGUUCGGAUACCCCGCCAUGGCAGCCAUCAAUGCACGCAAGAUGAAGUUCGCCCUCCUGAAAGGGUCUUUCAGCGAGCAGGGCAUUAACGAGUUUCUCAGGGAGCUGUCCUUUGGGCGUGGCUCUACAGCACCCGUGGGAGGCGGGGCUUUCCCUGCCAUCUUCGAGAGAGAGCCCUGGGACGGCAGGGACGGCGAGCUUCCCGUGGAGGAUGACAUCGACCUGAGCGACGUGGAGCUGGACGACUUGGGGAAGGACGAGCUGUGAGCCGCAGCAGAGGCUUCACGUGCUUUUCUUUUCUUGGGAGCAAGCGGGUUCUCAGCAGUAAAGGAGCCUCCUUUACCGUCAGGUGACUCUACCAGUGGCCUUUACCCAGGACGUGGCUCUUGAUGGGUCAUCUGAAGACACUGUAGCGCUGAACUGUUGCCUCUCAAGAAAACACGGGAAAAUUCUAUGAAUUGUAACCAGUGAAUCGGAUUGUACGUAACAUCUGGAAGGAAGCUGGGUGGUUGACAUUCUCCUCCGACUGCUGCUUGAAUGUUCUUGGAGGCUGUAUCUUAAACAGGUUUUUUAAUGUGAUCCCUUUAUUUGAAUAUGAAUGGCUUUUUCCAUUAAAGAAUAAAAAUAUUUUGGACAAUGCCAAUAAAUCUAUGAAGUUAG